Rubroshorea leprosula is the source of this 2265-nucleotide messenger RNA. The record is from the annotation of a GenBank genome assembly. NCBI's taxonomy places the organism in Eukaryota, Viridiplantae, Streptophyta, Magnoliopsida, Malvales, Dipterocarpaceae.
GAAGUCACGCCAUUGAUCUCCUACCAUCGAACUCAGAUGGAGCCCCCAGUUCAGCGCCAGUUGGUUCCCUCUUACAUCCUUCUCUCGUUUGGACUGGACGGUUAUCUUGAAGGCUUUUUAUACCCUUUCUCAACUGCAGUACUGCCCAUUUCCUUUCGUCUCAACCAUCUUCACGGUAUAUCCAUCUUCCCCACAAAGAAAAAGUGGGCCUCGGUGCAACAAGUUCGGAUCCGCAUCUUGAUUAUGAUGGGGCUGUCUUUUGCGAAGCUAUUUAGUGGGCUUUCUGCGAAUUCUUAUGGUGGGUCUUGAUGCUGCUGGUGAGAUCGCCGUUCUGUCUAAGCUCAAGCUUGAAGAGAUUGUGACUAAUAUUCCCGUAGUUGGGUUUAAUGUGGAGACUGUGUAGUAUAAGGACAUCAACUUCACCGUUUUGAAUUUUCUAUUCUUUCGGCUCAGGUUCCCUUCUUUUGCUAGUAAUUCAUACUGAUUAAUCUUCUUUUGAUUUAAUUUUGUGAGUUCAUGAUCAGUUAAGGGUUUUAGUGUCUUGAUGAUAUUUUCUGUAAAUGGUCAAAGAUCUUGAUGACCAUACAAAUCAAUAGUGGGCAUGAUGAAAGAUUCUUCCUAUUUGUCAAUUGAAAGUUAUUAAUGAUUUGGGUAGUUGAAUAUGCUGUUUUUAAUACGGCAGGGUGGAAGAACAUAUAGGAGAGAUAUCAUCAUCUAUCAUGGAAGAGGGUAAUCGAGAACAUGCAGCAAAGACACCAUCCAUCAAUUCAAGCGGCGAUAGAAAAUGUGAAGGAGAUUGGAGUCAUUUUACAUUAGUCGAGGGUUCUACUGUGGAAAUCUUGGAAGAGGAUAAUCAAGAAUGUGCAGCAGAGACAUCAGCUAUCAUGCAAAAUGAUGACGGAGAACAUGAAGUAGAUUUGAGUAGUUUUACAUCAUCACCAUCACCUGUCAUGCAGAAGGACAACGGAAAUGAUUCUUUAUCAUCUAAGGGUUUAAUAUUCAGAAUUCCAGGUUUGUUUAAAAUGCAUAAUGAACAGGCUUAUAGGCCUUAUAAAUUUUCAAUUGGUCCGUGGUAUUUUCGUGAAACAGAGUUGUUGGACAUGGGACAAAAAUUGAAAGAGUCUUUUUUCGAAAGAUUCAUUAAUCGUUUCUCAGAUCCAGCAGCAACGAAGAGCCAGUUGGAAGUAGCUAUAAAGAAUGUGCGUGGCAAGAUUCGAAAAUCUUACGAGAGAGGGGAUGUACAUCAUGUUUAUUUUGACACUAGCAUUUGAGAAAAUCUUGCUGCUGGAUGGUUGCUUUAUUAUCGAGUUGUUCCGUAAGAAUUUGGUAGAGGUACCCGAAGGAGAAAAUGAGUCGCUACUUUUCUCAGGGGGUAUGAUGCAGGUCAUUUAUCACGACCUGUUAUUGCUAGAAAACCAAAUACCAUGGGUUGUGCUGGAGCUUUUGUUUGACACAACCAGUGAUGAUCCUAAACGCAUUAGUUUAACUUUGGUUCAGCUGGCUAUUAGAUUCUUUAGUUCUGCUAUUUCUCAUUAUGAACCUGGAGAACUACAAAGCUUUCAAAUAGGGCUUCAAUCUAGGAAUGACACAAAUUUUAUACAUUUGGUCGAUUUUGUGUGGCAUUUUUUGUGUUUCUCAUCAGAAAUGGGAAAAAUUAUUGAGUUGGGAUACAGGGAGUUUGAAGACAGGACCCUUAUUCCUUCUGUCACCAGACUUAAAGAGGCGGGAGUUAAAUUUCAAAAAGCUGAGUCAAGAAACAUCAUGGAUGUAAGAUUCAACAACGGUAUCCUUGAAAUCCCACCGUUGCUAAUUACUCCAUCGACAGAAACCAUCUUCAGGAAUCUCAUCAUCUUUGAGCAAUGUAGUCUUCGUUGCAAUCCAUAUGUGACAUGUUACGUCAUACUCCUAGAUUGCCUGGUUGACACCGCAGAUGAUGUGGAUUUAAUGAGCAAAGCAGGAAUUUUUAGUAACUGGUUGAACCCUGAGGAGGCGGCUAAAUUCUUGAACAGAGUCCGUGACAACACUCCCAUAGGAGAGUUCUUUUAUGUACAACUUUGCAAAGAUGUCAACAGAUAUUGCAAGAAGAAAUGGCCGACAUGGCGAGUUUCUUUGAUCCGUAACUAUUUUACUAAGCCGUGGGCUAUCGUUUCUGUAAUUUUUGCCAUGAUCAUUUUGUUUUUCACCAUCAUGCAGGUUUUCUAUGAGUAACGUUUCUUAACACUUUUUACAUUAGUAGAGGCACUAUCCGUUAAUGGAAUCUUUUUU